AAUGUGUAAAGAAAAUAUUGGGCCAAAUGAUUUGACUUCAACAUUUUGUGGAACUCCAAAUUAUAUUGCGCCGGAAAUUCUUCGAGGGGAAGACUAUGGAUAUAGCGUUGAUUUUUGGGCUCUGGGUGUUUUAAUGUUCGAAAUGAUGGUUGGGCGUUCGCCUUUUCAAGCACCUAUAGAAGAAUAUCAGGAAUAUUCUGAGGAUUUUCUGUUUCAAGUUAUUUUGGAAAGACAAAUCCGUAUUCCUCGAAAUUUGAGUGUCCGUGCUGCAAAUGUAUUAAAGGGUUUCUUGAACAAGGAUCAAAACGAAAGAUUGGGAUGUAAGCCUGAUUUGGAGGAAGGACUUAAUGACAUAAAAACGAAUGCUUUCUUCAGAUACAGCAUUGAUUGGGAAUUGCUUGUUGAACGCCGAAUCACCCCUCCAUAUAAUCCAAAUAUUAAUGGUGACAGGGAUUUGCAACGAUUUGACACUAGUUUUACAAAUGAGGAUCCGGCGCUUACUCCUGAUGAACCAGAAGUCAUUGCUCGUAUUGACCAAUCCGAAUUUGAUGGAUUUGAGUAUGUAAACCCGUUAAUUUUUAACAAGGAAGAUUCUGUUUAAAAAGAGAAAAAUGGAGAAGAGAGUCUCGCAGAGUUUUUUCUGUUAUAAGAAGGCAAAUAAUAAAUUAAGGGUCAGCCCAAGUAGGCGCAAAGCCAUAACUUAUUUCAGGAUUCCCGAAUUUUAUUAAAUUUUGUAAUAAAUGAUUCUUCUAUUUGAGGUAAAGUGAUUGGUACCAAAAUUGAUAAGGGCCAGGAAUUUUCCAGCUAGUUAUGGCUUUGCGCCUACUGGCCCGUGUGCCUACUUGGGGUGCCCCAUAAAUUAAUAAUACCUAAAUUAUUUUUGGAGAGCAGCAAAAGAAUAUACUUAAAUGUGCAGCUUUGAUUAUUUAAUUUUAAAAGAAUCAACAAAAUGUCUAAUUUAUUUUUGGAUUUUUUUGGAAUUUUGUUGAUUGAAAUUUAUUUCAGUUUUUGACCCUACACUCAUAUCUUUUAAUUUAAAAGCAGCUUGUUUUUCAUUCCAUUCAAAUUAAUAAUAUAGCUUAUUUUCUCUUUUAUUUAAAAUUAGAGUUAUUAAUUUUAAGAAUUUUUUUCUGAUUUUAACAAUUAAGUUUCAAAUUUUGAAUUCAAAAAAAAACUGACAAUAAUUUUAUCAACUCUAAUUUUAAUUUAAAAAUAUAUCUUUCCCUUUACUUUCCAAAAAUCGUGUCUUAAAUUUUAUUCCGUUGCUGUUGGACCUCACUUUUAUUUCAUAAUUCUGAAAUAAUUUGUAUCUUAAUAAUGAAUUUUGCAUUAAUUGGAGCGUAUACACAUUAGUGAUGCUCGGGAGAAGAAAAACCCCGGGAAACGUGAGUCGGUUCGGGAAAUGAUUUCGGGAGUCGGGAUAUCCGAGCAUCACCAAUACACAGCUUUCUUUUACCCAAUAGCCAACCUAAUUUAACGAAUAUAUUUUUUAGUGAGGUCCAACAAUCGUCUU
Messenger RNA from Meloidogyne enterolobii, 1513 nucleotides. Lineage: Eukaryota; Metazoa; Nematoda; Chromadorea; Rhabditida; Meloidogynidae. The record is from the annotation of a GenBank genome assembly.